AUGCCGGAGUCCUGCUCCCCUACUUCUCCCGGGAAAAAUCCCAGCCUUGCUCUUAGAUUUGUCGAUUCGGCACAUUCAGAACCAAAAAAGAAGAAGACCCACAAGAAGAGCAGAGGCGGAUGCGUAGCAUGUAAGAAGAGGAAAGUAAAGUGCGAUGAAAGACUCCCCUGUGCGAACUGCCUCAGGCGGAACGAGACUUGUCAGCCAUCCCAAAAGCCUUCAUCUUCCGAAAAAGAGACUUCGCCUGUCCAUGAACGGCCGUUGGAUCUUACAGGCCCCGUGAACCUCCUUCACAUGGAGCUUUUUCACCACUUCCAGCACACAACGGUUCCCACGCUCUGCUUCGAUGAAGUAUGGGGCCCAGCUAUAUGUCUUGCAUUCAAGGAGGAAUACCUCAUGACCGCUAUGCUAGCCAUUUCAGCGCGUCAUCUCAGUAUUCUACGACCUAAAGAGCCGGCCUAUGCACAAGCGGCAAUGGUGCUCCUUUCAAGGAGCUGUGCUGUCUUCAGUGCUGCCCUGGACCGCGAAGACGGCGGCGAGAAACACAACACAUUGUUCUUCACGGCCAUGCUCAUACACUAUCUCACAUGGUGCAAUCUGGAGUUUCUAGAGGACCAGCGGGCACCAGUUGGCGACUCAAGGCUAGACCUCAAAGGUGACCAACUCUUCCUCCUCAGUUCCGGCGUAAGGGUGUUCUUAUCAGGUACGAGGGCGCACGGCUCGGAGAGCAUCUUUGCCAACAUGUCCUCAAUCUCCCAAUGUAGUGCGCUCGAUACCAUUGUUGAGACUCAGGGAAUGGACUGCGACAGCAUAAUCGAGGAAUUCAUGCAGCUGUACGACGAGAUAGCGGCGACUGCUUCCGACCCAAAUACUACGAACCAGAGCGGUUCACCGGACAGAAUCGACCUGGAGCGCGACGCCUACCGCGGGAUCGUCACACGUCUAUCCGUCAUCCUUGCGCUCCUGAAGCAUAAAGACUCAAACAAUUCGCCGCCGCAGAGGUCUGACCUCGAGCGCUACAUCUUCUCGUUUCCUCUUUUCUGCUUCGGCAUUUUCCUGGAUUUGAUCACCAGCGGCGACUCCAGAGCCUUUCUCGUGCUGUAUCAUUUUUAUCGGACGUCGCGGCUGCUCCUGGGGACCGAGGGGUCGUGGUGGGCAUCAGAGAGGUUGGAGACCAUGGAGGGUUUGAUCGAGGCAGAGUUAAAGGCAAGAGGGGUCCCGACCUCCGUCACGCAAGUCGGAGGCCUAAAAUUAGCAUGGCAAACCGCAUAA
Colletotrichum truncatum is the source of this 1272-nucleotide messenger RNA. The record is from RefSeq and is a predicted model, not a curated record. Lineage: Eukaryota; Fungi; Ascomycota; Sordariomycetes; Glomerellales; Glomerellaceae.